AUAAAGAUAGAUAGAUAGAUAGAUAGAUAGCUAGAUAGAUAAAUAGAUAGAUAGCGACGGGAGAGGGGGGGCAACGUAUCGAAUAAUCUAGUCAAAAGAGAAACAGAGGCAGGAGAGGAAGAGCAAGAAGACACACCGGUGCCGUCUAUUUUGAAGUAGAAACUGUACUUACUAUCGCCGAGGGACCCUUGGCCGAAGGUCGCGUCGCACGGGAGAAACAUAACAGAGUGUGUUCACCCUUGUCUCCGUGAGGACGCGGCUUGUUUACAUAGCCUCGUCGCCUACCUUCGGUCGAUUCGUAUCCGCGGUGUUUGGCGCGUGCCAGUGUACCGCGCUAGUCGAACGUAUGUGUAUCGGUUACGUUCUAUACCGUUCCUUGUGCUCCGGGUUUUAGUGAAACGCGUCGAGACGGGCACAGCGAUACCACGUUCCUGGGAUAUUUGCUUUUGUCCGUGCGAGUUACACGGCAAGAAAAGAGACUAGAUCGGUGUAUCUUGAUUCGACGAUAUCCGAGAACUCGGACGGCACCGUUCGACGGAGUCGCGGCGCAAGUGCUCCCAGUGACGUCACCAGAGGCCCGCGGCAUCCUGGGACCGCGGUUCGAAAUCGGAGGGAACGUUUCGAACGGGCUGCUGCGUGAUCGUCCGAGGGGAUAGAUCUUUUUUCGAAGGGCGGACUUCGCCUCCACGGGUGUUUUGGUGCAACAUGUAUCCGUGGUACCGGGACAGCGUCGCGGCGGCGGCCGCCGCGGGACUCGGGGGCCCCGUCGGAGUCGUCGGUUCCGGGUUCUGCUCCACCGGACCAGGACAAGCCGGCACCACGAUCAAGACCGAGAGCGGAUAUUCGGAUUGCAUGCUGGCCCUCGACUACGUCCAGAGCAAAAAGGCCUCUUUCGCGUGGUCCGAGGGCGGCGAGGAAGGUGGCGGAGGUGGUGGCGGCGGAGGAGGAGGCGGCGGCGGCGGCGGCGGAGGAACAGGGGGCGCUGGAACGGGAACCACGGGCCCAGCAACCACCGGUGGCGGAGGUCUGGCCCAUUGGGUCAGCGUGAUGGCCGAGCACAUCCACAACCCUCAUUCCGCGACCGGGGUUGGAGGCGUCCAUCAUCAACAGCAGUCGCCGCCUCAACCACCCUAUCCGUGGAACAACGGCCUCUCCAGUGAUCAAUGCAACCCCCACGACAAGGAGAGCGACUACUGGGGCGGCGGACGGGGCGCGAAACAAGGUUACGAGCACUUUCUGUUGCAGGCGAAAAUGAACGCGGACCACGGCCAGCUGCAGAAGGGGGAGGAUCAAUACCGAGGCGCCGGAGGAUCCAGUAGCGGGAGCCCGCCGGCGAGUUUGCUGGUGGUCCCGCAACCUUUGACCGUCAAACCCUCUCAUCCGUCGCACCUGAACCCUCACCUGGGCGGACCGCACUCCCAUCCGCCGAGAAAGUACCAGUGCAAGAUGUGCCCACAGAUCUUCGGUAGCAAGGCGGACCUGCAGCUCCACACGCAGAUCCACAUGCGCGAGGCGAAGCCGUACAAGUGCACCCAGUGCUCGAAGGCGUUCGCGAACUCCUCGUACCUGUCGCAGCACACCAGGAUCCACCUGGGCAUCAAGCCGUACCGCUGCGAGAUUUGCCAGCGGAAGUUCACCCAACUGAGCCACCUACAGCAGCACAUCCGCACGCACACCGGCGACAAACCGUACAAGUGCCGGCAUCCAGGCUGCACGAAGGCGUUCAGCCAGCUGAGCAACCUACAGAGCCACUCCCGUUGCCACCAGACCGACAAGCCGUACAAGUGUAACUCCUGCUACAAGUGCUUCUCCGACGAGCCGAGUCUGCUCGAGCACAUACCGAAGCACAAGGAAUCGAAGCACCUGAAGACGCACAUCUGCCAGUACUGCGGCAAGAGCUACACGCAGGAGACCUACCUGGCGAAGCACAUGCAGAAGCACGCGGAGAGGACCGACAAGAGACCGCCGAUCAUCGGCACCGGUCUGAGGCCGUCGAUCCACGCGAUGGCGGCUCACCAUCAGGACCACUAUUGGCCGAAGGUCAGCCCGGACUCGGUGAUCAGCGAUCUGCACGAGCGGCUGCCCCAUCACCACACCGACUACCACCAGAACCAGAACCCGGAGAUGUUGUUGCCCGGGCACGGGCACCGGGCCGACUCGAUCGAGAACGACUCCAGGCAACAGACACCGCAACCGGGCGCCAACCACCAUCCGAACAGCAGCUCGGCGUUCACGCCGAUCUCCUCGAUCUCGAUCAACUCGAUCUCCUCCAUGCAGCACCCGUUGAACCCGCUGAACCAUCUGCACUACCCGGGCAGCCAUCAUCCGGCCUCGAGGCCGUACCUCUACGAGGCGUUCAACACGACGCAGAAGUCCUCGCCGGCGUCCUCGUCGUCCGGCGUCACGUCCGGCACGACCAGCAAUCAGAACGCUACCUCGUUCCCGAACCAGCUGAUCAGCCUACACCAGAUCAGGAACUACGCCCAUCAGCCGAACCUCGGCAACCUCGGGAACCUGGGCAACCUGGGCAACCUUAGCAACCUGAGCAACCUCAGCGCGACGAUGGAGAGCCACGCUCUCCUCGGCGGGCUCAAGGAGAAACAGUAACUCCGGCUGGUCUUGGAGAUUAGGAGCAACUGCUGUCUCUCUACCCGGUUUCUUCUUCUUCGUUCUGCCUGUCCUCCCGGCCCCUUCCGCCGCCCUUCCGUCGUCCUCGACGUAUCGGGCUCUACUAAUUCCACCGCGAUCCUUUUCUCCGGCACGUCCUUCGAUCUCCGCCGCGAGUCUUCUAUGAUCUCGUGGAUCCUAAAUUGCGCGCGUGUCGCGGGGGUGGCUGUUCACCUCGAGGCUCCUCGCCGCCUACAGUGUUUUUGUUUCUUUUUUCGGUUUUAGUCGCAUCGGACGGUACUCAGGGUACCGUAAAGUGGUAGUCAACCGUUUGCGAGAUGAUCCCUUUUUUCUUUUAUAUUUUUAGGCUGCUUCCUUUGGUCGCGUGAAAGCGAAUCAUCGGAGAUCGAAGACUCUCCGAUCGACGUUUACCCGGCUCGAUGGGCUAUCCAGAAGGACAGAGAGAGGGGAGAGAGAGAGAGAGAGAGAGAGAGAGAGAGAGCGGAUCAAUCCGAGUCGAAUGCAGAUCGGCCGGACGACUUUUAAUCGUUUUAAUGCUACCGGGCAUCCAUGCAUGAACGGCGAAUAUUAGAAAGGCUCGAUCGCCACCUCGAAUCGGCAGGAUCGAUCGAGCAGCCGAGAGCUUGGCCGCUGAUUAACUUUCACGCUCCGAGUUAGUUAGAAAGUAGUACCCGGGAAUGAUUACCGGGUAACCACGUUUCCCGGUAAUCUUCGAAACGAAGUCCCGCGGCGAAUAGUCACCCCGGAGACGAGGAUGAUCCCGGCACCGGCCGUGAGAGAACCCUCCCUCUCCCCUAAGCUACCUUCCGAGGGCACGGCCCUCGUCCUUUCUCUUCUCCCAUCCUCGAUCGCGUUCCUCUCGGCCGCGCUCCCCUUUCACACGCCCACCCCCAGCGACGAUCUCCUUAGGUUAAUUGUCGAGUCUUCUCCGACGCAGAGCCCACCUUCUCUGUUCGACGCUUAGCCGGCCCUUGCGAUGAUCGUACACAAUCGUUUUCCUGUUUGUAUUUUUUUAAUCGUAUUGUAAAGCCCAAGGAGAAAGAGGAUCGAGCGGGAACCCGGAACCGCGGCCGCGGGGCUCGUCGACCGACUUCUGCUAUCCUCGCCAUGGUGUCCUCUUUUAUGGACUACUGUCCUCGCCGAUGAUCGGUGCUACCACCCUCCGUGUCCUGGACCGUGUUCUAAACGGGUCCUAGGAGAAUCGAGACUCCGCCGACUUGUGACUUCUUGGUAUCGAGAGUCGUCGACUGGCGGCUAGAAGCGCUUUAGCUACCUGUGGUUGGAUACUUCUCGGAGGAAUCUCCUGUUCAAACUGUUUAUACAUAUGUUUGUAUACAACGCUCUGUGCACAAGAACCCGUCUCUUUCUCCCCCGCCAGCUAGAAUUGCCAACGAUUUUAUCAGUUUCUUCCGAUCGAUUUAUUUAAUCAUGCGUCUUAGGGUAGAAGUUUUUGAUCGUUUCAGUAACGAUCGGUGCGCAGACGCGUCGAGGGACUUUCGAUCGCCUAGAUCUUCAAACGGUUACAUCCACGCACAGUGAUUAGUACUUAGUUCAAAGAUCCAUGGACCUCGAUGGUCCAUCUAAUUUUUCAACUUUUGUCUCGACAACUUUUAUCGAUUUAAAAGUUCGCUUUCGUUUCUGUCGACUACUAAUUGAUCCACAAUUCCAAAGCGGCACACGCGUUAGGUGCUUAAUCCCUCAUCGUUCCCUUUGUUUUCGCAUUUGCCAUUUUUCUGGCACCACCCUUUUCUCUCCCGCAUUUCACGUUUCCUCCCUUUUGCCUGCUUUCCUCUCUAUUCCUUCCCCCUUUUCAUAUAUUGAGUAUUCCGCGCGAUUCGUGCACGUGUGCACGCGCGUAACUCCUUUUUAAAAGGUGCGUGCGACGCUUAUUCUCCUGUUACUCUUUCUCCGGUUUUCCCUCUCUCCCUCUCACUCUUUUCCUUUUUGUCUCUCUCUCUCUCUCUCUCUCUCUCUCUUUCUUUCUUUCUCUUUCUCUCGCUGCGUCUCUCUCGGACUCAUACACAUACGCACACGUACACGGUCUCAUGCUCUUCGUUAAUUAUCCCGUUGCGAGCGAAACGUCCACUCGACCCAGAAAGGUGUGCCUACUACCCCCUUCCGCCUUCGAGGGGGCGAGAGCCACCCCUUGGAAAAUAGGUGUACUUCACGGCACGAUUCCUCCUGGCUUUUGCUAUUCCCUCUUACGAGCAGUGCUCCUGGGAAGCAGGAACGUGAAAAGAACGGAAUUAACGCCGGCCCCAUCGACUCCUCUCGUUCCGAUUUCUUUUUUUUUCUCUCUCUCUCUCCUCCCCUUCCCCCGGUUUCGCUCGCAGGCUACGCGAAGGCUGUCCCUCGCACGAACACGAUCAGAGAGAGAGAGCCCAGGUAUCCCGGUCUCCGGGUCGUCUCGUUUACAUUUCCCGGGCGAACGUGGCACCGUUCGAAACAAAUACGAAAAUCUUCCAGGCUCCGGUGGCCUCUUCAUCCGAUCGGUGAUCGACGCGCCGAUCGAUCCCGUCGAACGGCAGGCUGUAGUUUCGGUAUCGCGUCUAAUGGACCGCCGAGAGAAAUUCACCCCGUUGCACCGUUGAACGUCGCGCGAGAGGCGCGCUCCGGACCGCGAGAGAACGACUCGUUCGCCGAAUCGUUAGAUCGAAGUUUAAGUUGACAAGGAAAUUUGAGUUUGCAGCAAAAUUUUGGACAGCCAGUCGAUCGGAGCCAGUCGACGAGUCUCGUGGUCGCGACUUCGAGUUCCCCGCCCCUCGCUGGAUCGCCACUUUCCUUUAGGAUCCUGUAAUUUGGGAGCUCACUGGGCUACGGCGACACCCAUGGCAUAGGGGUAGAUCCACGACGGAUAAGAGAGAGAGUGAGAGAGAGAGAGAACUGCCAGAGACUGGAGAAUAUUGGUGUAAGAGGCCGCGAGGAGAACGCUGUUGCGUCGAGACGAGAGACGGAGUUGUUUGAGCGAAACGGAAACACGUCGACGCGUGCUGUGAUUCUAGAGCAAGAUGGCCGAAUCGGAACCACCCCCUGACCUUUCGGUAACGCAAUCUGGGGGGUUAGGAAUAUUCUGGGGUGCGCUGUGGUAUAUAAUGGUUGGAACAUGGCCGGCUGGUCGACGAGUCUCGAGCUCGCGGGUUCGUCCGGUCCUCUGCCCUCUUUUCCCUAGGAUUCUACGACAUAUAUGUAAAUAAACGAAUAAAUAAAUAUUAUAUAUUAUUAUUAAUUGAUUGAUUAAUUGAUUGAUCAAUAUUCGGUAGGUGCGUAAGCUAAACGAGAGGAAGGAUAGAGACUCUCUACUGAAGAUAUUCUAAGUACCUUGUCUAACGAGUGGGAGAGAAUGAAUGAAAGAGAAGCAGCGAGAGAGAAAGAGAGAGCAAGAGAGAGAGAGAGAGAGUAAUACCAAGUGUGCGUGAGAGAGCAAGAAGCAAGCAAUCGUUGCCCAAAGUUAAUUACGAUAAUUUCUUGUUUCGUAGGAGCGCGUUUCCGUUCCGAAUUCGUGCCCCGGCAUCGACCGACUUCGACGACCGAGCUUUUCAACGCUUUGCCUACCGGAAAUCCAUUCGUCGGGCACGCCAGCGAUCGCGUUUCAACAAUGUGAAAAAUUGUUCGAUUACCGGGACACAUUUAUCGAGAAAACAAUCGCCGGUAGGUAACGCGUUGAUCAUUAUAUUCUGCCGUUGACUAUUCUCGCGCGGUCUCGGUGUGCAAUCGAGCACGAUCGUCGGAGCCGAUCGUCGGCGGCCGAGGGAAACGUAGAAAAUUUCUCGAGGCGUGUAAAAUGAGAGACGGGAGGAAGAGACACCGCGCGGACAGGGGGGAGGGAAUAGAACACGUGUAUACUGUAGAUAAUUUCUUGUUACGGCGUCGCACGUGUCCCGUCCCGAGUCUGCAUUCUUCCCCUGGAAGUGUCCGCGUUUUCCUUUCAUUUUCAACCCUUUCGUUUUCACCGAUUCUUCCGCGAGACACGCGCUUCUCCUUCGAUUUCUAGUAAUUUCUUCUUUACCCCUAUCGACACGCUCUGUUUUGUUUGUUUUUUCAAGGAAGCAUCCUAACGUUCCAAGAGAGACGAAGAACGAAUGAGAGACAGACAGAGAGAGAGAAAGAGAGAGGGGAGGAAUCUCUUGGAGCGCGACGCGUCGACGCCCCACCUGUGCUCAAGUUGUUUAAAAAAAAACUAUUAGUUCGUUACUAGGACGAUGAACGAAUGGACCAACGUGUGUACGAGAGAAUGAGAGAUAAUCGACGGGUGAACGGUCGGGGAGAAUGUGUAUGAGAGGAACCGAGAGAGAGAGAAAAAAAACGAAAGGGACAGAGAGACGAAAUCGAGAAUUCUGUGGCCGAAAAGGCACACAGAGAUCGCAGUUUCGGGCUCCCUUCGGCGAUUUCCACGAUUUUCUUCGAGAGGGGGCGCGAUCGAGAAGCGGGAGACACGGGAAAAUGAAAGUCACGCGGAAGAUAAUGGAUUUCAAUGGCGAGAGGGGAGGGGGGCAAUUAUCGACAAACGUUUCCUUUUUCUCUCGUUGAUCUUUAAUGAAAUCGUUUCCGGUAGGAGAAAGGGGCGUGGGGUAAUUUUACGGGGAGAGACGGGGACCAGCAUAGAGUUUUGUUUCCAGAGGGGUUGUGUGGUGGGCGGUUACAGUGUCAGGUACCCCCGCGCUUUAAUUGUGAUCCUUUUUCUGUCUACCCUUUAGUUUCAUUGAUGAUUAUUUUAUUAAUAAUAUUAUUAUUAUUAUUAAUUAUUAUUAUUAUUAUUAUUAUUAAUUAUUAUUAAUUAUUAUUAUUAUUAUUAUUAAUUAUUAUUAUAAUUAUAAUUUCGUUUAAUAAACUAUCACGUUACAAAGAAAA
This is a messenger RNA of Megalopta genalis, 7476 nucleotides long. Its product is annotated as zinc finger protein rotund. Gene Ontology annotation, cellular component: nucleus. Lineage: Eukaryota; Metazoa; Arthropoda; Insecta; Hymenoptera; Halictidae. Gene Ontology annotation, biological process: regulation of transcription by RNA polymerase II. The record is from RefSeq and is a predicted model, not a curated record.